AUGUUAGAUAAAAGAAGCUUUCUAUUCAAAUUUGUAUCAAGUAAUUCUGCUAACAAUGUGUUCGCGCAUAAGCAACUAUCAUUCCGUUCUUUGUGUAAUUGGUGGGAUCAUUAUUCAAUGUACUUACGGGUACUUUUAUACAAUCGCGGAGGAAUCACCUUGAGUUAUUACACACUGAAAUUGGGAUUCAUUCCAUUACUGAUUACUUAUGGUGUAAUGCAGGGUUUCGGGUUUGGAUUCGGUUAUUCAGCCACUAUAGCUGCAUCAAUUGCAUGGUUUCAAAACAAUCGAGGUUUAAUUGUUGGCCUAAUUGUUGGUGGUUUCGGGGCUGGUCCCAUCAUCUUUACAUCGAUUCAAACAAUAUACAUUAAUCCAAAUAAUAUCAAGACAGAUGACAAAACAAAGCGAUUUGUAGAUGCUGAUCUACUUAACCGUGUUCCUUCUGUGUUUCUACUUAUUGGUGGUGUUUUGUUAGUUAUACAGUUAACCGGGUUAUAUUUGAUGAGAGAUAAACAAAAGAAGGCGAUUGUUCUGUUAACGAAUCACGACUUCAAGGAUCCAGAUAAGUCACAUGAAUUUCCACCUGUUAUAAAUUCAGUAAAUUUACGACCUUUGGAAUUAUUGAAACAGAAAGAAUUUUAUUUUUUAUGGAUCAUUAUAUUUUGUGCUGGAAUGCCUUUGACAUCGUUGGCAACACUUUUCAAGCUUUUUGGUAAAACUCAUAUUAACGAUGACAGAUUUCUUGCUAUUAUGGGUGUCGUUGCGGCUGUAUUUAAUUCCGUCGGACGUGCUUUCUGGGGUGCUAUCAGUGAUCGUAUUUCGUUCAAGGUUCCAUUGUGCAUCAUAUUUUUAUGCUGGUCACUUUUACUAACUUCAUUCCCACAUUUACCGUUGAUAUUUGGACCUCAAAUCAAAGUUGGUUUUGGUAUUUGGUUAUGUGGUCUCUAUUUAUUAAUUAGUGGUGUGCUUGUCUAUGCACCAACUGCUACAGAAACCUUAUUUGGACCAAUUAAUAUGGCUGUAAACUACGGAUUAGUUUUCAAUGCAUUUGUAUUCGGUGGUCUAUUCGUUUCGCUAUUGUCCAUCCUAAUUCCACAGUUUCAUGAAUGGAAUAACCUAUUUUAUCUAUGUGCUGCAAUGUGUAUUUUAGAAUAAGGUGACCAGACAAAUAGAAUACGUCUUACAACGAGAUAAUCGCUAAUACUUUGGCUGAUCCAACGCACAAAUAUUGACCGAUCUCCCUCUUCUCAUGUUUGUUACAGCUAUUAUGUCUUUACUGCAAUCUAAAGUCUGAUGUCAACUUCCAAAUUCAGUUGUUGAUUGGCAGCCAUCAACGGAAGCGUGACUGACCCUCAGAACGACGAUAUUUAUCUACCCUUUUUCACCUGUAUUACUAAUAGCUGACCCAUUAAUCUCACUGUCACCUACCACUUCUUUUUUUCUGUUUCAUUCAUGUUUAUUACUCACCACCUCUCAACAUUACCAUAUAUACGCUUCAGGACUCAAUUAGGAAGUUUUGCGCUCGUUUAUUAUUAAGACCAAGAGAAGUGUUUCUGUGAUUCUAAGUUUAGAGUUCUCCAUUGCAAUCCGCUGGUUUUCAUUCCUUCAUUUCAAA
Messenger RNA from Schistosoma guineensis, 1615 nucleotides. The record is from the annotation of a GenBank genome assembly. NCBI's taxonomy places the organism in Eukaryota, Metazoa, Platyhelminthes, Trematoda, Strigeidida, Schistosomatidae.